CAGUUGAUGUGUGCGCAGAACACAGAAGAGAAACUUCCUUGACUGCAGAGUUCAAUGUUCAGACAGUGCAGCGAGGACGCCUUUUCACACUGCUGUACACAUGAACCCAUAGAUAAACUGGGAGAUUUAUGAGAGAACCAUGAGCCGUGGAUCUAAAUCUAAACCGGAGGGUGCCCGGAGCUCGCUGCUGAAUGUGCAGGAGAAUGAGCAGUUGGAGGAGCUGACGGGCAGAAGAUGUUUUUCCAUGUCCACUGCAGUAGCACAGCUGUUCAUGGCUCUGCCCCACAGUCCCUCCAUGUGGAGCCUGCAACACACUGGAGUGGUGUGUUUCAUCAAAGACAACCCUCAGCGCUCCUACUUCAUACGGAUGUUUGAUUUGAAGACACAGAGGCAGAUUUGGGAGCAGGAGAUCUACAACCAGUUUGUUUACUCGUCGCCUCAGCCGUACUUUCACACCUUUGCUGCGGAUGACUGUCAGGUCGGAUUGAACUUUGCUGUGCAACACGAGGCAGAAGCUUUCCAAAAUGUUGUCGAGGAUAAAAUCAACCAGAGGCACACCCGGCAAGAUAAGAAACAGCGCCCCCCGCCGCCGAGUGAUAGAAGUUCCCUGCCUCGACCACCACCUGAAAAAGCUUCACCUGGCAGCCCCGGUUCUUUACACAUGUCCACAGUGGACAUACAAAACCCAGAUAUCCAUACUUCACGCUACCGCUCCAUGCCUUCACCUGCUACCUUAUCUCUCAGUAAAGGAAAGAAGGAUAAGAAGAAAGGGAAAAAGGGGCCCAAACUCUCCAAAGCAGACAUAGGGGCACCCAGUGGAUUCAAGCACGUGAGUCAUGUCGGCUGGGAUCCCAACAACAUCGACCCUGAUCUGUGGCAGCUGCUGUCCCAAGCUGGGAUCAGUGAAGAUGAGAUGAGGGAUGAAAAGACCUCCCAGCUCAUCUAUAAUGUCAUCGAGCAGUCCGGAGGCAUGGAGGCGGUCAAGAGGGAGGUGAACAGAGCUGGCGGAGCUCCACCACCACCUCCACCUGGCAGACAAGGGCCUCUGCCUCCUGUGCCGGGCUCCUCUGCUCCAGCCCCUCCACCUCCACGAGGCCGCUCCGGCCCCCUGCCUCCCCUGCCAGGCCAGUCACCUCGAGGGCCCCCGCCCUCCAACCCGCCUCCUGCACGUGGAGGAGUUCCACCCCCGCCCCCGGCAUCAAGCAGAGGUGGUCCUCCGCCACCGCCUGCACACUCGGCACCUCCUCACUUCCCCUCAGCACCACUCCCAAAGUCCUCUCAUGUCUCACCCUCGAUACCCUCCCACAACCUGCCUCCUCCCCUGCCGCCUAGCCAGCAGCGCUCCGCGGGUCCCCCACCUCCUCCUGUUCCGUCUAUGCCCAGCAGAGGAGGUGGAGGGCCUCCUCCUCCGCCCCCUCCACCCUCCAUUUCUUUAGAUUUCCCUCCUCCUCCUCUUUCUGGGGGCCCACCAACCAUGCCAGCACCCGCCCCUGCACCCGCCCCUGCAUCCGGAGGAGAACAAAACGCCAGAGGAUCUCUGCUGGAUCAGAUCCGACUGGGGAAGAAGCUCAAAAAUGUGAUAGACAGUCCUGAUUCACCUGCACAAUCAGACUCAGGUGAGGGCAUCGUUGGUGCUCUCAUGAUGGUCAUGCAGAAGAGGAGUAAAGCUAUCCAUUCCUCUGAUGAAAGUGAAGAUGAAGGUGGAGAUGACGACGAAGAUGACGACGAAUGGGACGACUGAUGUGGAAGUUGUGUGGAUUUCAAACUUAUAGAAACCUCUUCAUUGCAAUUCUGGUAUAUGUUGGAUUUCAAGUUCAAUUAUUGAUAAUAAAACUUGAAUGUGACUUGAGGUCAAAUAAUUCAAUGUAAAUAACUUGAGAGUGAAAUAAAACAAGUUUAA
Anoplopoma fimbria (sablefish) is the source of this 1900-nucleotide messenger RNA. RefSeq names its product actin nucleation-promoting factor WAS-like. Gene Ontology annotation, biological process: actin filament organization. The record is from RefSeq and is a predicted model, not a curated record. The coding region runs from base 140 to 1741 and encodes 533 amino acids. The transcript is spliced from 11 exons. Gene Ontology annotation, molecular function: actin binding. NCBI's taxonomy places the organism in Eukaryota, Metazoa, Chordata, Actinopteri, Perciformes, Anoplopomatidae.